Sinocyclocheilus grahami is the source of this 1009-nucleotide messenger RNA. Its product is annotated as mRNA-decapping enzyme 1A-like. Gene Ontology annotation, cellular component: P-body. The record is from RefSeq and is a predicted model, not a curated record. The transcript has 6 exons. Gene Ontology annotation, molecular function: enzyme activator activity; mRNA binding. Gene Ontology annotation, biological process: deadenylation-independent decapping of nuclear-transcribed mRNA; deadenylation-dependent decapping of nuclear-transcribed mRNA; positive regulation of catalytic activity. The coding region runs from base 1 to 993 and encodes 330 amino acids. Lineage: Eukaryota; Metazoa; Chordata; Actinopteri; Cypriniformes; Cyprinidae.
AUGGAGUGUGUGAAUAAAGCGGGACAGCUCAUGAGUCUGGCGGCUCUGCAGCAGCAUGACCCCUACAUCGUGAACCUGCUGGACGUCGCCGGACAGGUCGCGCUCUAUACUUUCAGCUCCAAAGCUAACGAAUGGAAUCAGUCAUUUGAGAGAGAUGUUCAGGUGAGCUCUGAAGCUACGCCGUCACAGGAGAAGAGAGAGGAGGUCACAGCCGCUCAACACGAGAAGUCCGGUCACUCAGUAGUGAAGCAGAUCACAGUGGAAGAGCUUUUUGGCAGUUCUUUACCCAAAGAAGCGCCCCAGUCAACAAGCUCCACUGUGGGAGAACGCAUGCGUGGGCCUGCGUUUGUUCACUCGGUGGAGCCUCUCCUCGCUCCUCACCUCUCUGCUGACCCAGGAGGCACGGCGCUGGUCUCUCUCUUUCAGGGUUGUGGCACCCGAGACCCAAGACCGGCUGCUUCAAAUACGGAGGAGAGUGGGAGCAGGACCACCAGUCAGUCUGUGCGUCGAGGUUCGGCUGGUCCACUUCCUCCUGCGUAUAUGAAUCCUCCCACAGAUGGGCAUGGGCUGCCCGGGUUCAUGCCCAGCCCGCUGGUCACCCCACAGAGCUUCAGAGAAUCCGCCUGCAAAGGUCCAGGGCCCUUCACGGAAAAGGCUGCAUUGUCGGCACAGAGUAAAGAGGCGAAUGUGUUUACACAGUCCUCGACUCUGGUCAAACCCAUUCCAGCGGGGCCAGCUGUCCAGGGGGAGGAGUCUUCACUGCUGCUGUCUCCUAGUGUGUUCCAGCAUUCUAUGACCAAGACAGCCGAGCCACUGAAGAACCCCGCCUCCCCGACGUCUCCCACAGCAGACCUGCCCUCUUCCCUGUACAAUCGCACCCAGCUUAAAGAUACACUCAUACAUCUCAUAAAGAAUGACGCCCAUUUCCUCAGUGCAAUCCAUGAGGCCUACAUACAGAGCCUCUCUAAAGGCCUCAACAACAUCAAGUUAUAGCCACAAACUGAGAAAA